Molecule: messenger RNA, 1974 nt
Organism: Lagopus leucura (white-tailed ptarmigan)
Lineage: Eukaryota; Metazoa; Chordata; Aves; Galliformes; Phasianidae
Product: aldehyde dehydrogenase family 3 member B1-like
Exons: 10
Coding region: 543-1955 (470 amino acids)
Biological process (GO): aldehyde metabolic process
Cellular component (GO): cytoplasm
Molecular function (GO): aldehyde dehydrogenase (NAD+) activity
Source: RefSeq, a predicted model, not a curated record
ACUGGCUGACUGUCGGCAGAUGAAGCUCCCAGUUCCGUAUGCCUCCUGUUCCUCACCCCAUCCUGUACCUUAAGAGAGUGAGAACCAAACUCCAGCGCCUUGGCUCACAAAGCCAAACUUCUUGUUGGGUUCACCUGACAGACAAGCCAGGGAACAUGCUGGUGAAGGUGGAUGCUGGCUUGGCUGUGGAACCUGAGACCUCUCCCAUGUGCUUGGCUGGAGGCCCGAAUGACUCUGAUAUGCUCGCCUGGUGCCCUUCUUGUUGAGGCGUAGCCAGCAAGACAAAGAAACCAAGAUCAAGACUCAAGCAGGAAGAUUGUGCUCUACGCCCACUUCCCAAUAUGCAAAUCAGGCAUAAAGAUUCCGGAUCCUUAUCUGUCCUAGACGGAUUUUCACACAAACACAUCCAAACCCUUUUCUGCAUUGGACAGACAGACAGAAGACUGCUAGGGAUGUCGGGAUAACACUGCACUCCACAGCACAGACUCUCUCCAAAGGCUGCUCUGUCUUCGAUUGACUCCAGCUCACAGCCACCCUGUGCCAUGAGUGACCACGCAGGGCUGGUGAGCCACCUGCGGGCAGCCUGGCUCUCAGGGAGGACACGGCCCUUGGAAUACCGUACAGCCCAGCUGGAGGCCCUGGGCCGAUUCCUGGAGGAGAAGAAGCAGGACAUCCUGGAGGCCACUGCCUUGGACAUGCGCAAGCCAUCCUUCGAAGUGGAACUCUCUGAGAUAUCCAUCUGCAGGAGUGAGCUCAACCACACGCUAAACAACCUGGGUGCCUGGAUGAAGGACGAGAACGUGGACAAGAAUUGGGCAACACAGCUGGACUCGGCCUUCAUCCACAAGGACCCCUAUGGGGUAGUGCUCAUCAUCGGGCCCUGGAACUACCCCAUCAACCUCCUCCUAGUGCCCCUCAUUGGGGCCAUCGCUGCUGGUAACUGUGUUGUACUGAAACCCUCCGAAAUCAGCAGGAACAUGGAGAGGCUGGUGGCCGAGGCAUUGCCCAGCUACCUUGACAAGGACUGCUUUGCUGUGGUAACUGCCGGAGUGGAGGAGACCACCAGGCUGCUGGAGAACAAGUUUGACUACAUCUUCUUCACUGGCAGCCCCUCAGUGGGCAGGAUCAUAAUGACGGCUGCUGCCAAGCACCUGACACCGGUGACGCUGGAGCUGGGGGGCAAGAACCCCUGCUACGUGUCUGACAACUGCAAUGUGCAGAACGUGGCCCGGCGGGUGGCCUGGGGACGCUUCUUCAAUGCGGGGCAGACCUGUGUUGCGCCUGACUACGUCCUGUGCAGCGUGGAGAUGCGGGAGAGGCUGGUGCCUGCUCUGCGUGAGGCCAUCGCAGAGUUCUACGGCCCCGAACCCCGCAAUUCCCCUGACUUUGCCCGCAUCGUGGGAGACAAACAGUUCCAGCGAGUGCAGGCGCUGCUGCGCAGCGGGCGUGUGGCCAUCGGGGGACAGACGGACGAGAAGGAGCGCUACAUCGCCCCCACAGUGCUGGUGGACGUCCAGGAGAAUGACCCAGUGAUGCGGGAAGAGAUCUUUGGCCCUGUGUUGCCCAUUUUGACAGUGACCAGUGAGGAGGAUGCCAUCACCUUCAUCAAUGCCCGGGAACGGCCACUGACACUCUAUGUCUUCUCAUCCAGCACAAAGGUGGUUCGUCAGCUGCUGGAGCGGACAAGCAGUGGUGGCUUCUGUGCCAAUGACACCAUCAUGCACAUGACACUGACUUCACUGCCUUUUGGUGGCAUCGGGCUAAGCGGCAUGGGCCGCUACCACGGCCGUUUCACCUUCGAGACCUUCUCGCACCUCCGCUCGGUCCUGCUCCGUGCCGACGGCCGGGAGGCGCUGAACAACCUCCGCUACCCGCCGUACGCCCCGCGCCGCCUGCCGCUACUCCGCACCACCGUGGAGAGCCGCCGCCGCACCGUCGCCUGCACGCUGCUUUGAGCGCCGUCUCAAUAAACGC